GCAAGUGCUAAAUCUAGAACAUUUUACUCCUAUGUACUAUCUUGCCAGGGUAUUUUAGUAUAACUUACCAGGGCAAGGUUCAGGUCCACCCCCAGCUUGUCAGGGCCUCUCAAAAGCUCUCGGUCGCCCAGAGAACAGUGUGCCUGGAGGAAAUCAGCCUGGAAAAGCACAGCCAUGGUGCUCUGGGCUCUGGUGCUGGGAGCACUACUGGUGGCUACAGUGGGGUGCCUGUGCCUGGUGGGGCUGUUCCGGCAACGCAAACCCCAGGAGCCCCCUCUGGAUAAGGGCUCCAUACCUUGGCUGGGCCAUGCCAUGGCUUUCCGGAAGAAUAUGCUUGAAUUUCUGAAAUGUAUGCGGGCCAAGCAUGGAGAUGUGUUCACAGUGCAGCUAGGGGGCCGGUACUUCACCUUUGUCAUGGACCCCCUCUCCUUUGGCCCCAUCCUCAAGGAUGCACAGAGAAAACUAGACUUUGUGGAAUAUGCAGAAAAACUGGUACUAAAGGUAUUUGGAUACCGCUCCAUGCAGGGAGACCACCGGAUGAUACACUCUGCCAGCACCAAAUACCUCAUGGGAGAUGGCUUGGAGGAUCUCAACAAAACCAUGCUGGACAGCCUGUCCUUGGUUUUGCAGGGGCUCACGGGCCAGAGUCUGGAUGCUAAUUGCUGGCGUGAAGAUGGCCUCUUCCACUUCUGCUACAACGUGUUGUUCAAGGCCGGCUACCUGAGCUUAUUUGGCUAUACAAAGAACCAGGAGCAGGACCUGCUACAGGCAGAAGAGUUAUUUGUCCAGUUCCGCAAGUUUGAUCGCUUGUUCCCCAGGUUUGUUUAUUCCUUACUGGGGCCCCGGGAGUGGCUGGAAGUGGGCAGACUGCAGCGUCUCUUCCACAAGACACUCUCUGUGAACCACAACCUGGAGAAGAAUGGCAUAAGCAACUGGAUAUCCCACAUGCUUCAGUUUCUGAGGGAGCAGGGAACAGCCCCAGCCAUGCAAGACAAAUUCAACUUCAUGAUGCUCUGGGCCUCCCAGGGUAACACGGGGCCUACCUCCUUCUGGGCCCUUUUGUUUCUCCUAAAGCACCCAGAAGCCAUGCGUGCUGUGAGGGAGGAGGCCGCCCAAGUCCUGGGGGAGGCCAAGCUGAAGGCUAGGCAAUCCUUUGACUUUGAGAUCAGUGCCCUACACCACACUCCAGUGCUGGACAGCGUGAUGGAAGAGACACUGCGGCUUGGGGCUGCACCCACCCUCCUCAGGGUGGUGCACGGUGACCAUAUGCUGAAGAUGGCCAGUGGACAGGAGUACUUGCUCCGUGGUGGAGACAUUGUCGCUCUCUUCCCUUAUCUUUCAGUGCACAUGGAUCCUGACAUCCACCCAGAACCCACUGCCUUCAAGUACAAUCGCUUCCUCAACCCCAAUGGUAGUCGUAAGGUGGACUUCUACAAGGCAGGCAAGAAGAUCCACCACUAUACCAUGCCGUGGGGCUCGGGUGUCUCCAUCUGCCCUGGGAGGUUCUUGGCCAUCAGUGAGAUGAAGCUCUUUGUCCUGCUCAUGGUCACCUACUUUGACCUGGAACUGGUGGACCCUGAUAUACCUGUGCCACCUGUGGACCCCCAGCGCUGGGGCUUCGGCACCACCCAGCCCAGCUAUGAGGUGCGCUUCCGCUACCGCAUGCAUCCUACCGAGUGAGCUCUGCCAAGGUGGCCACAAGCCUGGCCAGGGAGACCCCAAGGGAGCCUCCUCUCACCCCUCUGAAGCCGCCUCACCCUUCCCUCUGGUUCUGUGAUAUCUCCUGCCUGUGUCCUGCUUGCCUUCCUUGCUCUCUGGCUUUCCUCUAGCUUCCUGAUAGGUUUGUCUUUUUCUCUUAAAAACAUCUCUCACAGUGGGUUCUGCAGAACCUUCCUCUCAUACGAAGUCCAGGGGAAGGGGGAAAUAUUUGAGAGAAACUUAGUUGGGGAAAUAAUGGCGUACCUUGACAAGUCCUGCAGUAGAGAAAGUGGUUACCAUGAGUAACACAGUGUCUUACAAAUGUUAACCUCCACCCUCCCACCUCACUAUCUUAUUUUCCUCAAUGCUUAUUCCACAUCCUGUGGAAUUCACAUUCAUCCAAAGAAAUACAAGGCAAGCCACGUGUGUAAUUUUUAAUUUCUUAGUUGACAUGUUUUUUAGAAGAUAAAAAGAAACAGGUGAAGUUCAUGUUUAUAAUAUACUUAACUUAGCCCAAUAUAUCAAAAUAUUAGCAUAUCAAUAUAAGAACAUUAGUAAAAUAUACAUAUAUAAGAAUAUUGUGAAAUAUUUUUACAUUUCUGUGUGUGUGUGUGUGUGUUGCCUUCAAAAUCUGGUAUGUACUCUUUCCCUUUGCCAUGUGUCUCACUUUAGACUAGCCAUAUUCUAGUGCUCAACAGCCACAGGUGGCUAGUGGCUCCCCAAUUGGAUAGGCCAGGUCUGAAGAAACGCUGCCUUUCACAUAGGAGUUAUUCAAGGCCCCUCCUCAGUACCCUUGUCUCCCCUCCACACUCCCACCUUAGGGUGUUCUCAACCCUUCCUGUGGUUUCCACAAUUACUGCUGAGUUCAGAGCUCUCUCUUACUUCCAGACCCUCAAUCUCCCCGCCAGGGUCCCACGGCACUUCUGGGUGUGGCCCACGCAGAACUCAGCACCUGUCUCCCCACCUCUGCCCUGAACCACCUCCUUCUCCAGAUUACCCUGCCUGCCUCUGCUCAGGACACCACCACCCCCUCCCCCAAGACAGAUCUGGAGGAGAAAUCUGACUUCCUCCCCACUGUCACCCACAUACAGUCAGGCCCCAGUUCUGCCAGUAUGACACCCCCCCCCCCGUCGUGCCUCUGAAACUGUCUCCUUUCCCCAGCCCCACUGCCAUUCCUAGGACUGAGCACUCUGCAUGUCUGCACCCCAGGCAAAGAUGUUCACCCUGCUGCCAGAGACCUUUCACCAGACCUUUCACUUGUCAUACUUUCACUUUUCUGGUUCCCCAUCCCCUCCGUGAACCUAACAUUUAAAUUUUGCCACAGUUGGUCCCCAAAUAUUCAAUCCAAUGCAUUUCAGCCUUGCCAACUUUCUCCAAUGGAACUGUCUGGAAAGUAAUUGCUUGCUUUUUACUGCCAACCCCAGUGCCAGCUACUUCAGGAGGCCUUCCUGGAUGUUACCCAUUCCAUCCUCUGGCCAGAAAUGGGCUCCCUCCCUCUGAGGCUCCCCUGGAAUGGCUUGUGUCCCAGCACAUCUGUUACAUGUUGUUGCUCUCAGUUUCCUGCUUUCCUCCUCCUACCCCAUCCCCUGGACUGUAGCCCACAGGGCUUGGUAUCUUAUUACUUCAUCCCUGAACCCCAGUUCCCUAAAUGGAGAUUAAAUGAUAGAAAAUUG
Hyaena hyaena (striped hyena) is the source of this 3371-nucleotide messenger RNA. Its product is annotated as 5-beta-cholestane-3-alpha,7-alpha-diol 12-alpha-hydroxylase. Lineage: Eukaryota; Metazoa; Chordata; Mammalia; Carnivora; Hyaenidae. The record is from RefSeq and is a predicted model, not a curated record. The transcript has a single exon. The coding region runs from base 175 to 1680 and encodes 501 amino acids. Gene Ontology annotation, molecular function: iron ion binding; heme binding; sterol 12-alpha-hydroxylase activity.